Molecule: messenger RNA, 2628 nt
Organism: Lodderomyces beijingensis
Lineage: Eukaryota; Fungi; Ascomycota; Pichiomycetes; Serinales; Debaryomycetaceae
Source: the annotation of a GenBank genome assembly
AUGAUGACUUCGAACUCCACGGCCAAACUGAUACCAUCGAUUAGCGACAUUCUUGCCGACACAGGACAGGACAAGAAAUUGGCAUUUACGAGCAUCCAUCGGCAACAAGAGCCCAUUCAGCAGCACGCCCCUGCAAUGGGCAGCCAUUCCGACUCGAACCCGUCGCGCUAUUUGGCGGGCGCCGCGGUGCACCAGGCAGGCGCCGGGCAUUUUGGCUCUGGCCAUCCGCAGCGCGCUGCGUUUUACAAGUCCAGCGACCCGCCUCGGAAACGCUCCAAGAUAUCUCGUGCCUGCGACGCCUGCCGGAAGAAGAAGGUCAAGUGCAAUGCCGAGUUUUCAACCACGUUGAACAAAGUCACCCAGAUAUGCAACAAUUGCGAGAAAAACUUGGAAGAGUGCACUUUUUCGCGAACUCCUCUCAAACGCGGCCCGUCGAAAGGGUACAUCAAGGACUUGGAGGACCGCGUGGAGUUUUCUGGUGACCCGGGGCUCGCUCGCAAGCACCAGCACCCCGCGGCGGCGGCGACAGCCAACGGUGACGGCAUGCUGACCUUCCACUCCUCGGGCCAGCACAGUCUCCCAGGCGUCCAAGGCAGACUACACAAUGCUGCUCCAGCACACGCGAAAGUCGAGGAAAACCAUACAAAUGGGGCUCUGAACUUUUCCCCAGAAACCCACAUGAGACCUCAUUCGCAGUCACUAUCGGCCCUCGGAGGAUCAAUUAAGCUACCUCCAUUGCUAAACUACAAUUCGAAACCACUAACCGCCGCCAUCCAGGGCCUCAAUGCCGGGCCUUUACCGCAAUCAAACCCAUCGAGCCCGAGUCCGCAAGCGCAAGCGCAAACGCAAACGCAAACGCAAACGCAAUCGCAAACGCAAGUUUCAGCCGUGCAACAGAGUCAAGCGGACUUGAACAAAACAAGCCCUCCAAUACAAGGCCCUUUCUGGAAAGUUCCUUACGAAAUGCCGCCAUCCACGGCCUCGCACCGCUCAUCCAUCGCCAGUCUAUCGCACCCGGGACAAAUGCAAGGCAGAAGAAGAUCAUCGCUCGACUCUGUCUCUUCCACUUCAACCACAAACAGCCGGAUCAUCCCCAUCAUUCGGCCCCCGAGCUCAACCAGUAUCAUGAGCGAUUCGGAAUCGGAGGACUUUCACUCGCUUAGAUCGGCCUCGUCGCUGGCGCGGCCCCAGCUCACCAGAAAUAACAGCCAGUCUCUUUCGCCGAGAAACUCGGUAACUUCGUUGUCGAGUCUCAAUGGAAGAAUGAACAAGACGUUGGUGCUCCCGCCACACUCGCCAGUCUCGUCUUCAAUAACGGUGGCAGCGGCGGCGGCGGCGGCGGCGGCAUCGGCAUCGCCCUACAACCCCAGCACUCACCAGUUUUUGAGCACGCCGCAAAUAUCGCAAAUAAACCCACACCAGUCCCUGCGGUCACCGAUGGAAUUGCUCAAGUUGGACUUGGAAAUAUACGAAAAAAUAAUUGCAUCGAGCUACCCCGUGCUCCAAGCUCCGCUGGAGGAGCUAGUCAAUAUGAUCCAGUCUAGUGGCAAGGAAACUCCAGCGGAAAGCGUCGUUGAGUGUUUCCACUUGGCUGUCAACGACCUAAUAAAUUUCAAAACCAACGAUGAACAUAUCUCAGUGUCGAUUUUUGCCAGAUUGCAACUGAUUGAGUCAUUUGCAAAAGUAAACCCAUAUUCACGUUUUAUAUACGUGUCCUCCUUGCUUUUGGUGAACUACAGUCUACUUUUAAAAGGCCAUCGGCACUCAUCUUUUCUUGCAUACGCAGCAGCUUUUUUAAACGACAUGUCUGCAUUGAGCUCCUAUGUGCGGCGACGAGCGUCCCGUCACAAAGUGGACAAACUGGAAAAACUGAACAGAAUGUGCUUGGGCUUGGCCAGGCUGUAUCUCAUUUUGGACACAAUCGACAGCAUUACAAGUCUAUCAUCGGGGGUCGAAAAAGUCGUCUCCACCGCGAUAAUCAACUUGCUUCCUGCCAGCGACGAGGUUUUAGAUUGCGUGGUGUUGAGCAACCACUAUCAAUUUCAAAAGCUCAUCUCGUGGAAGCUGAGUCUCGUGACGCUGACCAACGUGAAUGAACCCGUUGCCAGUGCAAACGAAGAUACAUUCUACUCGCACUUUAAUCAACUUUACAUGCAAAAAUUUCAGGUCUAUCGACUACUCUUUAACGACAAACCUUUGUCGGACUUAUCGGAGAUCCAACGAAUCAUUGAUUUGAUGGCCGCAACAGUCGUGUCAUUCGCCAACUACUUGUGCACCACGACAGCGUCAAACAAGAACGUGGUGCACCCCUGUUUGAACGCCGCGUUGAAGCAGCUUUUCUUUGCCAUCAAGUUCAUCAAACGGAUCAUCGAUCACUUGGCACCAACAAAGGCGGUCUCGAGCAUCAACCACAACUUGUCGAUUUCGUUCAAUUUGCUCAACUUGAAUCUACACCAUUUGCAGAUUAGCGAACACCAGUUUCGACACAUUAAAGAAAUGCUCUCCACCGAAAAACUCGACUUUUCAGCCACGGGAGGAGAAACUGCCGCGGAGGCGGAUGGGAAAUGGCUCGACGAGAUCAUUGCUACGGCUCGCGCUGACUUGAUUGGACAUUCCUCUUACGUAUAA